This is a messenger RNA of Megalobrama amblycephala (Wuchang bream), 812 nucleotides long. RefSeq names its product gamma-crystallin S-1. Gene Ontology annotation, molecular function: structural constituent of eye lens. Lineage: Eukaryota; Metazoa; Chordata; Actinopteri; Cypriniformes; Xenocyprididae. The transcript is spliced from 3 exons. The record is from RefSeq and is a predicted model, not a curated record. Gene Ontology annotation, biological process: lens development in camera-type eye; visual perception. The coding region runs from base 1 to 528 and encodes 175 amino acids.
AUGGGAAAGAUAAUUUUCUAUGAAGACAAAAAUUUUGGGGGUCAUCAAUAUGAAUGCACGGAUGAUUGUUCAGAUAUGCUCUGCUAUCUUAACCGCUGUAACUCCAUCAUGGUGGAGAGUGGAUGCUUCAUGAUUUAUGAACAACCACAUUACAACGGCCAGCAAUUUCUGGUCCGUAAAGGAGAGUACCCAGAGUUCAAAAGCUGGUUGGGCAAAAAUGACUCCGUCUGCUCCUGCCGUGUAAUUCCCAUGACACAGGGAUCUUCUCAUGAGGUGAAACUUUUUGAGAGAAUGGAGUAUGGAGGUCAGAUGAUGGCUCUUGUGGAAGACUGUCCAGAUGUGAUGGACAUGUUCCAAACAAACCACAUAUUCUCCUGCAAGGUAAUUGGUGGAAACUGGCUCUUCUUUGAACAUUCCAACUACAGAGGCAGGAUGUACCUCAUAAGGCCUGGAGAAUACACCAGAUUCACUGAAUGGGGAGGCACGAGUGCCCGUGUGGGUUCCAUCAAACGAAUCAUGGAUUACUAGAAUUAACAUGCAUGCUUAAUAUGAAUUUAAUAUUUUUAAACCUUCUGUAAACGUUUACUAUAUUUACUCCAUUAGAUACUUUAUUUUAUUACUUGUUCAUUUUUUUUUAUUGUGACAUACACUGUUGUAAACACACACCAAACUUAAUACAGACUUCAAAUUCUUGUGUUAUUUAGGGCCUGCCAUGCUGAGUAACUCAAGCAAACAUGUCAAUUAACAGCUCAUGCAGCCUUUACACUUUGAAUGCUCUUAUAUGCUACCUCAAAAAUAAAUGUUUAUAAACU